Messenger RNA from Cotesia glomerata, 325 nucleotides. RefSeq names its product aminopeptidase N-like. The record is from RefSeq and is a predicted model, not a curated record. NCBI's taxonomy places the organism in Eukaryota, Metazoa, Arthropoda, Insecta, Hymenoptera, Braconidae. The coding region runs from base 31 to 282 and encodes 83 amino acids. The transcript is spliced from 2 exons.
AAAAACAAAUACAUUAUUUUGUUCUGUUUCAUGAUCUACAGCAGCGGAUCUUCAUUAUUAGCAAUUAAUAAUAUUGUUAAAUCAUCAACGAAGAAGAUUAACACAAAAUAUGAACUUAAAGACUUAUUAGAUUUUGCCCAAGAACAUAGCAGUGAAUUGGGUAGUGCCUCACGAUCUGUCCAGCAGUCACUGGAACAAGCUGAAGCAAAUAUAAGAUGGUUGGAUAGAAAUUACAUCAAUAUUAGAGAUUGGUUACUGAAAAAUACUGCAGAAGAACAAUAGCAACUAUGAUAAUAUUAUCAAUAAUAAAAUUUCAAGAGUCUGA